Molecule: messenger RNA, 1286 nt
Organism: Trichogramma pretiosum
Lineage: Eukaryota; Metazoa; Arthropoda; Insecta; Hymenoptera; Trichogrammatidae
Product: 60S ribosomal protein L10-like
Exons: 4
Coding region: 633-1286 (217 amino acids)
Biological process (GO): translation; ribosomal large subunit assembly
Cellular component (GO): ribosome; cytosolic large ribosomal subunit
Molecular function (GO): structural constituent of ribosome
Source: RefSeq, a predicted model, not a curated record
CGUCGACGACGACGAUGACGAUCGUAUAUAGCCACAUAUAAUAACGAUGAAUGUACAUCGAGUUGGGAUUCGAUCGAUGCGUAUAUUACGAUUUUACGAAUCGCCUUGCUUCGACACGGAAGCUCGCUCGCUUAUCGCGCGGCUUAUCGCGUAUUAUCGAUGCAUUUGACGAUGUGGCGAACGUGUUAUCCAAUGAUAACGGAAUUCAUCGUUGGUCGCGAGCGUGGAGCUGCGGGACGAGCUCGUUUAUCAUCGGCAACUCGGAGAGUGUCUUUGCCGCCACCUUGAUUCGAUCGAUCGAAUUGAUUUUUAAACGUCAUCGUUAGAACACGAUGCUUUCGUCCGACCAAAAGUAAACACAAACGAAUCAAAAAUUUCCGAGAACAUAUUGCGCGUACCUGCUCUACCUUGCUCCGAUCACGAGGUAAACUCGUUGACCCGCCUGAUCCGAUUUGGCUCCGGUGCUACACUCUGGCGACGCCGUUCUGCAAUUACCGAGCCGAAAACAAGCAUGCCGCACGCGUGUGUUGUGUGGCGGCGCUGCGAGUCGGAAAAACUGCGUGUGGCUCGUUGCAGAAACGAGCGGCGUGUGAUUUUGCCACGCGGGUUAGUGUCUAACCAUUUCGAUCAAAAUGGGUCGACGACCAGCGAGAUGUUAUCGCUAUUGCAAAAACAAACCUUACCCAAAAUCACGUUUCUGUCGUGGUGUGCCAGAUCCUAAGAUCCGCAUCUUUGAUUUGGGAAAGAAAAAAGCCUCUGUAGAAGAUUUCCCUCUUUGUGUCCACUUGGUAUCAGAUGAAUAUGAACAACUCAGUUCAGAAGCUCUGGAAGCUGGACGUAUUUGCUGCAACAAAUACUUGGUCAAAAACUCUGGCAAGGACCAGUUCCACAUUAGAAUGAGAGUGCAUCCUUUCCACGUAAUCCGCAUAAACAAAAUGUUGUCAUGCGCCGGAGCUGAUAGGCUUCAAACUGGAAUGAGAGGUGCAUUUGGUAAACCCCAAGGUACUGUAGCCCGUGUCAAUAUUGGACAACCUAUUAUGUCAGUCAGAUCUACAGACAGACAUAAGGCGUCAGUUAUUGAAGCUUUGCGUCGUGCCAAGUUCAAGUUCCCAGGUCGUCAAAAGAUCUAUGUCUCCAAAAAGUGGGGUUUCACCCGCUACAAUCGUGCUGAAUACGAAGCCCUAAAGGCAGCUGGACGAUUGGCACCUGAUGGUUGCAAUGUAAAAUAUUUGCCAGAGCAUGGACCUCUGGACCAAUGGAAAAAGUACAGAGAAAUGCUUGGUUAA